Molecule: messenger RNA, 4888 nt
Organism: Mizuhopecten yessoensis (Yesso scallop)
Lineage: Eukaryota; Metazoa; Mollusca; Bivalvia; Pectinida; Pectinidae
Product: meckelin-like
Exons: 21
Coding region: 41-2890 (949 amino acids)
Biological process (GO): cilium assembly
Cellular component (GO): MKS complex; ciliary transition zone
Source: RefSeq, a predicted model, not a curated record
CAUUCAAGCUUGUGUCCGGCCUAGCGAAAUAGUAUCAACAAUGAUGGCGGUCACACUGCUGAUUGUGUCGCUUAUUUUGAGUGUAAAAUACGAACAAAUACGAGCACAAACUGAAUAUAUUCCGUAUGAGAUACCCGCUAGUUGUAAUACAACUCAGUUUUUCGAUAAAUUAGAUUUGAAAUGUAAACUCUGUCCACAGAACACAACAGUCAGUUCGGACCAAUUAAACUGUGAGUGCAAAGAUGGAUACAAAUAUAUAACAAACUUUGGAGGAGAGAAUGUACAAUGUGAAAAAUGUCCACCUAAUCAGGCAAGAUCCCAGGAUGGCUGGAGGUGUGUCAGUUGUCCAACAGAUGCUGUGUUUGAUUCAUCUACUUCAAGGUGUAAUGCCUGUCCUGACCUGCCAGUGGAGCGUGAAAUCAACGGUGCAAUUGUCGCAGCUGGGCACGUUUGCAGGACAUGUACCGACUUGACCUUCCGUGUUGGCAACAGAUGUGAGCGUUGUACAGCCUACCUGUCACUUGACUCCACUCUGACAGAUUGUCAGUGUCCCAUAGCUAAUCAGAAAGGAGGGCUGUGCUUUGCCUCCACUGCCACUCCUGAUUUCAAUGUACCCCUAUCAAGUGGUGAUGUGGCAUCAAUGUACUUGACUGACAACUUGGAGGCCGCCUACACUAUGUGUCGGAUAAGACAGAAUUCGACAGCGUGCAUCAUCCUGAGUAACCUGUGUGUACUCACCUGGUACGAGUUUGACGGUACCAAUGCCAAUCGAGCGUGUAACAUGUACAAGGAGAUCGAGGCUGCCACGCCUGAGAGUUUGCCCAUGCUGUACUAUGAGGAAGGGAACGGAGACAGAAUACUGGAGGACACCUCACAGACGACUGUCUACACAUUCAACCCUGUGUCCUACCUCAACUUCCAGGUGGCUCGCUACAGUAUCGAUGGCAAGUUCCUUGGCAUAUCACCCGUCACCAAUGGUCUUCUACAGCUGUGUACAGACACAACGAAAAAACUGGACGCAGCCUACACCUUCGGAACUUAUUACUCACAGUCGUGUUCUAUUCCGGCGAUUGACCUGUGGGACCAGACUAAGUACCCGAUGGAGUUCUACGACAUGUAUCUUAAAUUCACCAAGACUGGCGCCGAACAGAUGUAUAAAACUCCGCUGAGGAUAUUGAACUACGUCAGCAGUGGUAGCACCGUCAACACAGGAUCCGACGCUCAGGACUGGCAGCUGGUGAGGCGAUUCUUCAUGGUGGACAACGUGGCUUCAGGACCAGUGUCUCCACCCGAGUAUGUGCGGUAUGUGAAGAGUAUUGAGAUAAUCGUCCGACUGACUGAGACCGGGGACGGCACUAUAUACCCGCCGUAUUUCAACAUCGAGUACGAUCAGGUGUCUCUGACGAGUGCCAACGAAGGCGCUACUAUUUCUCCAACCUUCACGGUCACAUACUGGAUGUCGCAGAUCAAGUUCCGACGAGACUUCCAGAUCGCGACAGGAACCCUUUCCACUCUUGGUAUACUGUAUGCUGGGUACAGGGCCUGGGUGUGGUCCAAACGUGCGGGCAAACUGGCAAUCGACUUUGGAACAAUCCUCAAUUUUAUGUUCUUUGCAGCAGGCUCCCUUGCGAAUGUCUUCUUCGUUAUCUCCUUUGGUAUUGCAUUUUACUUCCUCAUCUUCUUCAAGGACCAGGAUGUGUUGUUCCUGUUCCACCUCCGUGACUUGGCCGAGGAGGAAUGGCUGGCGUUGUUUGGGGCGGCAUUCACACUCAAAGCCCUUCAGAUAAUUCAUUUGAUCGUCAUCCAAUGCACGGCUGACGUCUUCUUCAUUGACUGGGAGCGGCCCAGAGGUGGGGGACAGGUUACCGACUCCAAGAAACCCACCGGCACGGUGUCAAUAUGGCGCACCUACUUCAUCGCCAAUGAGUGGAACGAAAUUCAGACAACAAGGAAGGUCAACCACAUCUUUCAGAUUUUUGCGGUGGUGUUUUUCCUGUAUGUUGUGGGAUUUGAAAAUGUGGCUACAAAAGAUCCUGAUGGCAGCGUGAUCAAGGACUCCUCCGAGUACAUGGCCGAUAUGAGUACGAUGUUCAGGUACGGCAUCGCAGGUGCUGUCUAUCUCAUCGUAGGCGUGGUCCAGUGGAUAUUCUUUACCUUUAUCUACGAGCGGUUUGUGGAGGACUCGAUUCGUCAGUUUGUGGAUCUGUGUUCGAUGAGUAACAUCAGUGUGUUUGUUAUGGCCCACGCCCAGUUCGGAUACUACAUCCACGGGCGAUCCGUCCACGGCCGUGCCGACACCAACAUGAAGGAGAUGUUUGAGAUGAUGAAGAGGGAGGAGGAAGACUUGUGUGGACAGAGAGGUCUGGUGCCCAACACAGACAACCAGACGUUCAUGAUGUCAUUGCCACGUAAACUCCGCCUUAAGUACGAACAGGUCAUGCUACCUGUGGCGUUAGAGAAUGCUGGUGCUGUGGGAGCGCCCAAAGGAAAGAGUUCUGCCACUGGUAAACAGGUGGAAGCUUAUUCAGUGAUCAACAGGUUCCUGUCGGCGUUUAUCGAUCACUCGCUGAAGGACCUGGACUAUGUGGUAAAGGAUAAGACGUUACUGGAGAGCAUUAUGGACACAGAGUUCUUCGACGCCUCAGAGAAAGGCAUUUUCUAUAAUGAUGACGGCCAUUCCUUUGACAAUUGUCUGUUCUACGGUAAUGAAGGCACCCUGCUGCUCUUUGAUACCCUACUGUUCUGUAUCAUCGAUCUCAUCGCUACCAACUUCGUCCUCGCUGGUGUCAUCACAUACAUCAUCAUGGAGAUCAUCGCCAUCAUAAGACGCAGUGGAGGGGAAAAGAACUUGGCAAAGAAAACCCUGGUGGAUGAGAGGUUCCUCAUAUAAACCAAUCAGAAGCUUUGUACUAUCUUGUGUCCAGACUUGCCCUUCCAGUGAGACCAAUCAUAAUCCCUGUACUAUCUGGAGAUAUACAAGUUUCGAGAUUCCCCAGCUAUUGUGUAAUGGACUGUGGACCAAGUUUUCAGGCAGAUAAAAUUAGCUGGUCAUUUAUCAAAGGUUUCUAUACCAGUCUUAAUGUUUUCUGGGAUUUAACCUUCGGCGACCAUUGACCUGCUUGUGUGCCAUUGCUGUCGUAUGGUCUGGAUGGUCACCCUACAUAAAUGCAAGGCUCCCAAGUAUUGUAGUCUUGUAAGAAGCAGUAAUUCAAACUACAGCAUUUUGAAAUGUGACGAGUGCUAGAUCGUAGAUAUUAGUUGUCCCCCCUGAAACUUAAUAAUGCUAUAGUUACAAUAUAUUCUUUUUGCAAGAAUUUGUCUGUGUUUAUGUGCACAGCACAUUUUCUUUUUCAUUAUAUUUAAUCCUUACAUAAUUGAUGUACCAGUGAAAAAUGGUAACAAUGAAAAAAGGAAAAUGAAAUAGGUACUAUUUAUCAAUGUUGACUUUGACCUGGUGUUUUUGAAUGACAUACUUAACAUGAGUAAAUAUUCAUGUACAAGGGGAAGUUUCUAAAAAUUCUUACUUGUAGUGAUAUAGAAUAAAAGUGGACCAAGUGAUGAACCUUGGUGAAAACCUGAACAUUUAUUUUCAAGGUCACAAGUGAAAUGUGGUAAAUGACCUUCAAACAAGUUCUCCUAUGGAACAAUGAGAUUUGUCGUAUAGCUUGUGAUGUUGGAGCGUUAUUGUAGUCUAAAGAAUGGCUUUGAUCCACUCUCAAGGUCAUAGGAAGUGAAUAUGUUUCCUUUAGGACCUGGACUAAGUGGUGAAGGACAGAAACGUGAUGUAUUUAAAGUAAUUUGAUAGUGAAUGGAUGUGAAAGAGGGAGUGGUAAGGUGUAAUAUAUGGCUGAGUGAGCUCGAGUUUAAUUGUAAAAACAUGUCCAACUUGUUACAUUCCAUUCUCUGGGUCCAAAUAGAACUGUCCACCCGCUAACAGAAACUCGCAGGACUGAUUCAGACAGGAGGGCCAUGAAACUGUCUAGUUGAAUGUUAUCAUAACGUGCGGGCAGUCACCCAUCCAACUACUGACCACGUGAGCGGGUCCCCGGGUUAUACCGCAUCACUGUAAAAGCUAGCUUGCCAGUAAGGCAGUAUUUUCCCCUCAUAUACCUUAGCUGUGACCCUAUCUAAUUUUUCAAUGCUAUGUCAAAUCAUGAUUUUAUAUAAAUGUUCAUGAAAAUAUUGUAAUAAUUCAUGUAUGAAAUUUAAGUUCCAUACUUUCCUAAAUAAUUAUGAAUUUUAUCCACCACUAUAUGAAGUACAGACAAGUAUUUUGGUGGGAUAGAAUUGCAAUGUACUAUGCAUGUUUUUGUGAGCCAAAUUUUAUUGCAAUUUUAUGUUUUAUUAAAAUUGAAAUAAAAGUACAUUUUUGUAAGACAUGAAGAUCAUUCCAGUUCAGAACAGUUACAAAUGUCAGGAAUUUUGAAGUUUUGAAAAUCAAAUUCCGGUCUGAACACCGUGUAAGUUUCAUGCAUGUGGCACUCAUGCUAUAGGCUCAUGUUAUUAUGAAUUUUUCUACUUUGUUAAUUCUGGUCCUGGUGCACGUUAAAAAAACGUCCCAAAUAUGCUACAUAUCAUGUAAGGGGAGAGAGUGUGUGUGAGCGAGUUCUAUUUUUUUAUUAAACACUUUUUGUACAGUAUGGAGGUACAGUUGUGUGCUGUUUUGUAUGAGGCUGCUUGUAAAGUGUCAAAUCAAAACUCAGAUGACCUCUAUAAGGUGUGUUUUACAAGUUGUCAUAAUUUAAAAGCUCCGUCCAAUUAUGUGAGAAAUCAUUUUAUUAUUAAUAUGGAUGUAUUUGAACACAUAUCGACCCAAAUAUCUAAUUGCUUAUCCAGUUUCUGUUAUUUCAUUCUUUAUUUUACGCAAUUUUUAUUUUAUUUUUUUAUU